Molecule: messenger RNA, 1266 nt
Organism: Aureobasidium melanogenum CBS 110374
Lineage: Eukaryota; Fungi; Ascomycota; Dothideomycetes; Dothideales; Saccotheciaceae
Exons: 2
Coding region: 1-1266 (421 amino acids)
Source: RefSeq, a predicted model, not a curated record
AUGGCCGAUACCAAUAACACCGCACCUUCUGGAAACGCUGUUCCGGAGCCGCUGAUUUUCUCGGGUCGCCCCGCCUCACCCUUACCUUCCGACACUGCAUCUGUUGCUUCCCACGAUUCUGGUCUUGGGCCUUCUCUGUUUGAUACUGAUGGAAACCACAAUCCUGAUUCUAAAGAAAAUUAUUACUCAGACGACUACGAUUCCGAUGCCUCUGCGAGUACCGAAGAUGCAAAUCCACCUGCACAACCAGUUGAUCUUUGCACUCGCCACGACUGCUUAAAUCGACUUGCUGAUCAGAUGGCUCGUGUCAGCAUCCUCGAGCAAUUUGUCCAGCUCCGAGCACGCCACUAUACAGGUGAAUUGCACAACGACCUACAGAAUGCCGGACGUCCACCAAAAACCAUGCAUGAACAAAUCCAAGACCUCGAAGAAAAGGGAAAGGAAAUCCAGGAACUACUCGCAGAGAGCCGCCGCGCAAAGGAAGUCAUGAGCAAGCGAGAAGCAGAAAUGGACGAAAGGAUUGACGAAUGUGGAAGGGUGCUCGAUACAAUUCAGGAAAAAGAAGAGAUCCUUGCAGCCAAUAUGAAAUCCCUGGACAAACGUCUUCAGCUGGUCAAAAAGGAAGAAUCAGAUCUCGCCAAACGCAAAAAGGAACUUGAUCUACGACAAAAAACCAUCGAAAAGGACACGACAAAACUCGAAAACAGCCAAGUAACCUUUGCAAAGCAAUCAUCCAUGUUAAGCAACCUCUUGCGUAAACAGCACGAAACCAAGACAGCUCUAGACAAUGCAAAAGAAACGCUGGAGGCUCAUGAAAACUCAGUGAUGAAGCGAGACGUCGCAGUGACACAGCGAGAGGUGGCUGUGGCGCAACGAGAAGUUGCAGUAGCCAAACGAGAAUACAUCAUGGUGCAACGAGAAAAAGCAUUGCUUGAACAUGAACAAGCCGUUCACCGAUUUGUGGCGCAACAUCAGCAAAGCGAGCAAGAAUUCAAACAACGCAUGCAAUUUUUGAUGCAACAGUCAUUGGAGGGUGCUGUAUCGGAUUUGCCUUCGGAGAAGAAAGAGGAUGCACCCGAAGCCGCUGAAAAGGAGUCUGAACCAGAGGAAGUUACAUCAGCUUCGCAUGCCCCAGAAGCAAAUACAUCACCGCAGCCUUCGCCUUAUAUGGAAGCACCAGUCCCGAGCUCAAUGAUACCGCCGGUCAGACAACGCAGAGAGUUAUACGGAAGAUCUGACUCCCGGUCAACCAGGCGCACCCGAUAA